GUCACAGCAGACUCUGCUUACGACUCUGCAGGAUUCAUGUCCGGCAAUCAAACCACAAACGUCACCGGCGCUGUUACGUCCGGAUUCGCCACAUUCGGAAGCCAAGUUGUCUUCAUCGAUAACGGAACUUAUGAAGCUCAGUUCUGGGCCCAGACGACCGACGAGACAAACGUGUGGUUUUUGAAGUGGAAUAGUGCUGGCUCUUCCCAGACGGAUAGCACGCCUGUUGCGAUCAAAAUAACUGCGCCCAGCAAUUGAGCAGCACUUGGUGGGCAAGCGAAAGGGGAGUUGAGGGAGAAGGGAGGCAUAUAUUUGUUUUUCUUGGG
Molecule: messenger RNA, 326 nt
Organism: Mollisia scopiformis
Lineage: Eukaryota; Fungi; Ascomycota; Leotiomycetes; Helotiales; Mollisiaceae
Exons: 1
Coding region: 37-258 (73 amino acids)
Source: RefSeq, a predicted model, not a curated record